AUGGCAGUCCAAUCAAUCAUCUCCCGUCAAGCCAUACCAGCUACUCAAAAAGCCCUCAAAGUUCAAGGUGCAGGAACAGUCACCCUCCAAGAAAACAGCCCCGUCGAGCCCCCAAAAGAAGAUGAAGUCCUCGUCAGAAUCUUUUGCGUUGGCGUCAAUCCCCAUGACUGGAAAUCCCUAGACAUGUCAGCAUCCCCCGGCGCAACGUGGGGUUGCGAUUUUGCAGGUGAAGUCGUCACUGCGGGACCUCUCACAAACAAGUUCAAACCUGGUGAUCGCGUUGGUGGUGCUUGUGCGGGUAACCGAUCUGAUAAUCCGAAUAACGGAGGUUUCGCAGAGUAUGUCAGUGUUCCGGAGAUGUUGCUCCUCAGACUUCCGGAUUGGAUGAGUUUUGAGCAGGGCGCGACAUUGGGUGUUGGUUUACUGACUGUCGGGUUGUCUUUGUACCAUACUAUGAAGCUUCCACUUCCUUACUCGGGUGAAGCAAGAGACCAGUACAUAUUGAUCUACGGUGGUGGAACGGCUACCGGAGGUUUGGCCAUCCAGGCCGCCAAACUAUCUGGCUUGAAGCCCAUCACAACCUGUUCACCAGGAAAGUUUGAGCACGUCAAGUCUCUAGGCGCCGUUGGAGCCUUCGACUACCGCUCUCCCUCCUGCGCCUCAGACAUCCGCACCUUUACACAAGAUAGUCUGGAGUACGUUUUCGACUGCAUCACCGAGAGCAGCAGUAUGAAAAUCUGCUACGCUGCCAUCGGUGGUCACGGAGGUAACUACAUCGGUCUAGACCAAUUUCCGAUUCGCGGCCAUACGCGUCGCGAUGUUCGUCCUGGCUGGGUUCUCGCGUGGACAGCGCUGGGUAAGCCUGUUGAUUGGAGAAAGCCAUAUCGCAGAGAAGCAAGACCCAAGGAUAAGGCGUUUGCGGAGAGAUGGGCGCCUAUCGCACAGAAGUUGUUGGACAACAAGGAUAUUGUGACGCAUCCUACUGAGGUUAGUGAUGAGGGCCUCGCUGGGGUCGCGAAGGGAGCGGAGAGGGUUAAGAUGGGUACAGCUGGUGGUAAGAAGCUGAUAUACCGUGUUGCUACGCCCUCAACAUCUUGA
Molecule: messenger RNA, 1098 nt
Organism: Fusarium mangiferae
Lineage: Eukaryota; Fungi; Ascomycota; Sordariomycetes; Hypocreales; Nectriaceae
Exons: 2
Coding region: 1-1098 (365 amino acids)
Molecular function (GO): oxidoreductase activity, acting on NAD(P)H
Source: RefSeq, a predicted model, not a curated record